UUCAGACGGCUGUGGUUCUGUGGGUCCCUACAUUUUUUUUGCCGGGAGAUCAAGCAAAGCUUCGUUAAUGGUUUUUGCAAAAAUGGCGUCCAUCCAACGAUCCCCAAGGAGCCCCCUGCUGUCGCAUCGCCAUCCAAUUCCAUUGUUUUCCUGAGAAAAUUUCUUCGCCUGGUGCGUCAUCGGAGGAGAAACAACACUCGAGUUACAUUUCGCACAAUAUUAACAGAGGACGCAGCGCAGCUCCUGUUUUGGUUAAUCCGCCAUGUUUUCCAAAUUCUUUCACAAACCUGAGAAUCCGCAAUCUCCAUCGUCGUCGACUUCUGCUCAGAAGGGAGUACUGAUUGCAACUGAUUUGGACCCACGUGUCACUCUUCACUAUGGGAUCCCGCCUACGGCAUCAAUUCUUGCUUUUGACCCCAUACAAAGUCUUUUAGCAGUAGGAACACUGGAUGGUCGAAUAAAAGUGCUUGGUGGUGACAAGAUUGAAGCAAUUUUUACUUCGCCUAAACCAUUGCCAUUUAAAAAUUUGGAGUUCUUACACAAUCAAGGUUUUCUAGUGAGCAUAUCAAAUGAUAAUGAAAUCCAGGUUUGGGAUCUGGAGCAUAGACAUUUAGCUUCUACUCUACAAUGGGGGUCCAAUAUAACUGCCUUCUCUGUACUAUACGGAACCUGUUACAUGUACGUGGGAAGUGAAUAUGCUAUGGUGGCUGUCUUAAGGUUUGAUUCUGAAGAAAGAAAAAUCAGACAAUUACCCUAUUAUAUUACUGCAAAUGUCAUAUCUGAUGUAACUGGGGUGGAACUACCUGAUCAAACUUUUGCAGUUGGAGUUCUCCUUCAACCUUGUUCUCAUGGAAAUAGAGUGCUGAUUGCUUAUGAGAAUGGCUUGCUUGUUCUCUGGGAUGCUUCUGAAGACCGAGCUGUUUUAGUUAGAGGUCAUAAGGACCUUGAAUUGACAGACAGUAACACGACUAAUCACUCAACAGAUAAAAGGAAUGAAUUUCCAACAGAUGCAUCAGACCUUGAAUUGGAUAAAGAAAUAAGCUCCAUUUGUUGGGUUACUAGUGAUGGGUCAAUCCUUGCUGUUGGCUACGUUGAUGGAGAUAUCUUGUUUUGGAAUUUUUCAAAUGUUACCUCUUCCAAAGACCAGCAAGUAAAUCAAUCUCGUAAUAAUGUUGUCAAGCUGCAGUUAUCAUCAGGCAGUAGAAGACUACCUGUUAUCAUUUUGCGUUGGUCUCCAAGUGAAUUGCAAAAUCACAGGGGGAUGCUUUUUGUAUAUGGGGGUGAUGAAAUUGGAUCUCCAGAAGUUCUUACCAUCCUAAGCCUUGAUUGGUCUUCUGGAAUAAAAAGCUUGAAAUGCCUAGGACGUGUUGACCUUACACUCAAUGGUUCUUUUGCGGAUAUGGUUUUAUCACCUAAUGUUGGUGAAACGAAGAGAGGCACUUCCUUAUUUGUACUGGCAAAUCCAGGACAGUUACAUGCUUAUGAUAAUGCUUAUUUGUCAGGCUCAAUGUCUCAGCAGGAGAAAAUAUCCUCUGAUUCUGCAAUGCAAUAUCCUAUGGUAAUACCCAAUAUUGAACCACGUGUGACUGUGGCAAAGUUAGGUUCCUUAUACACGGAGGGCAAGGUCUUCAAGGCUCUAGAUGAGGUUACAGGGGAUACAAUUUGGCCUUUGACUGGUGGUAUACCAUGUCUACUCCGUGAUGCUGGAGACUAUCAGGUUGAGAGAGUUUAUAUAGCUGGUUACCAAGAUGGCUCCAUUCGGAUAUGGGAUGCAACGUAUCCAUCCUUCUCACUUAUUCUCUAUUUAGAGCCAGAGGUAAUAGGUUUAAAUAUUUCUGGUUUAAGUGCAUCAAUAUCAGCUUUGGACUUUUGUUCCGUCACUCUAACCAUAGCAGUGGGCAAUGAAUGUGGUCUGGUUCGUCUUUAUAAACUAGUUGGGAGCUUGGAAGCGGAAAGUUUUCACUUUGUGACAGAGACUAAAAAUGAAGUUCAUAAAAUGCACGAAGGAGAAGGGAUCCAAUGUGCUGCUGUAUUUUCUCUAGUAAAUUCUUCUGUCAGUACUCUAAGUUUUAAGAGCUCUGGAGCCAUACUUGCUAUCGGAUUUGACUGUGGACAGGUUGCAGUGAUUGAUACUAAUGCAUUAUCACUGCUAUAUCUUACAAAUGAUGUAUCCAACUCAAGAUCUCCAGUCAUCUCUCUGACUACCAAAUCAUUUUCAGAUACAAAUGAAUUGGAGGCUAGUUCCAAGGAGUCUGUAGCUAAAACUGUUAAUCCUUCCAGAGAGGGAAUUGUGCUCGUAAUGACCAAGAAAUCAGAUUUAGUUGUCCUCGAUAGUACUACUGGUGAAAUCAUCGGCUCCCAAUCAACAUAUGCAAAGGAGUCGACUGCAAUAUCCAUGUAUAUCAUUGAGGGUGAUUACUUGUCACCUGAAGUAUCCAGUGGAACUCAUUCACAGAGCACUCCGAAGAAAAGUGAAGAAAAAAGCAAUUCUUUACCUGCCUAUGCCCACUCUGGAAGUACAUUGAAAGAUGCCGAAGCCGAGACCUCAAGUGGAAUUGCAAUUUUAGAACCAACAAUUGCCAACUUGUUCAUCUUGCUUUGCUGUGAGACUGCAUUAUACCUGCACUCCUUGAAGACAAUGAUUGAGGGUGAGAAUAAGUUUCUACAGAAAGUGAAUCUUACAAAACCAUGUUGUUGGACUACAAUGUUAAAGAAGGGCAGUAAAGUGUCUGGCUUGGUUGUUCUUUACCAAAAUGGUACAAUUGAGAUCAGAUCCUUCCAAAAUCUUGAGCAAGUGUUGUGGGAAAGUUCCCUGACGUCAAUUCUACGGUGGAACUUCAAGACAAACAUGGACAAAACAAUCUGUUCUUCUGAUGAUGGGCAAAUCAUGCUGUUAAAUGGGACUGAGUUUGCAGUUGUUUCUCUAUUGAUCUACGAAAAUGUUUUCAGAAUUCCUGAGUCUUUGCCUUGCCUCCACGAUAAAGUCCUUGCAGCUGCUACAGAGGCCUCGGAUAACUAUCAUCCAAGCCAGAACAAACAACAGGAUGUUGCUGCUUCUGGAAUUUUAGAUAGUGUUAUUAAGGGCUUUAGGGGUGGUAGAGUUGAAAACCAUGUGGACCCUCUUGGCCUUUGUAAACUGGAUGAUUAUCAUCUGGAGAGCUUGUUUUCAUAUCCUCCAUUCUUAAAGCCCUCCAAAGGCAUGACUGAUGAGCAAGAUGUUAUCGAGCUUGAUAUAGAUGACAUUAACAUUGAUGAACCUGUUGUAGUUUUGCCAAUUUCACCGAAGCCAAUUAAGAACGAAAAGGAAGGCAAGAAGUCGGAGAAGGAAAGUUUAUUUGAAGGUGCAAGUACUGACUCAAAACCUAAAAUGAGAACAGCAGAAGAAAUUAAGGCCAAAUACAGAAAAGUUGGGGAUGCUUCUGCUGCAGCUGAAGAAGCAAGGAAUAAGCUAUUAGAACGCCAGCAGAAGCUUGAGAAACUCAGCGAACGAACUGAGGAACUGAAGAAUGGAGCUGAAAACUUUGCAGAUCUGGCCAAGGAACUGGCUAAGAGAAUGGAAAAUCGUAAAUGGUGGCAACUGUGAGAGACAUAACAGGUAUUUGGACUUAUAAAGCAGAAUUAAAGUUACGUUUUCUGGGUAGAUAGGACCAUCAUCCUGGCAUUCUGUGUGUUGAUAAAUCUAUAAUCUGUCAAGGGGUUCACAAAAGUUCCAAAUUUUCAUUGGAAUUUGGACUCAUAGGUAUAUAUUAUGUUUUCAAGUCAAGUAUUUUUGUAAAUAGAACAUUUUACUCAACAGUGUCCAUUAUUUUUGUUGUGUAGAAACAUACAUGCAUUGCAUAGUCAUUUAUCUGAAAGGUAAACAUGUGAGAAAUUACAGGAUUGGGAGAAAAAUAAGAAAACAAAGAUGGUCUUUCUUCCCCUUCAGCUGGACAUAAAUGUAAAUAUCUUUCAGUUUGUAUGAAAUCGAAUCUGUAAAAUAUUUUCAGUGUUAAUGAAGAUCUAAAUUUUAUUUGACC
Momordica charantia (bitter melon) is the source of this 4016-nucleotide messenger RNA. Its product is annotated as transducin family protein / WD-40 repeat family protein. Gene Ontology annotation, molecular function: syntaxin binding; myosin II binding; GTPase activator activity. Gene Ontology annotation, biological process: exocytosis; Golgi to plasma membrane transport. Gene Ontology annotation, cellular component: cytoplasm; plasma membrane. The record is from RefSeq and is a predicted model, not a curated record. NCBI's taxonomy places the organism in Eukaryota, Viridiplantae, Streptophyta, Magnoliopsida, Cucurbitales, Cucurbitaceae.